AUGGUCCAUUCGUUCCUGCUCAAGAUCUCGGCAUUGACUUCGUCGACGCUGCUGGCAUCGACUCUGCUGGCGUCGCCAGGAGCUGCUAACCCAGCUCCAGGCACUGUCCUACUCGAGCAUGUAUCUGGCUCCCGUGCAGAAGUCGCUGUCCUCGGCGCACAAGUGAUAUCGUUCUACACGGCCGAUAACCCGAACGUGAACGUGCUGUUCAUGGCCGACGACCCGUCGACCUCCGACGGUGUGACACCCAUCCAAGGCGGUCUCACCCCCGUGUUCCCAUACUACGGGACCGCCCCAAGCGGCUAUUCCAUCCCCCUGAACGGUUUUGCCCGCACCAUGAAGUGGGAAGUCAGCAGCGUGACUCCGGCGACCAAUCGCGAUUCGCCCACCUAUGUCUACUUCGACCUGGAGUCUACUGACGCUACCAUGCAGAUGUGGCCUUUCAAGUUCCAGCUACGGUACGAACUGGAGUUGCGGUCAUCUUCGCUCGAAAGCAGGUUCGCUGUGAAGAGCACCCACUCAGCAGAAUUCAGCUUUCACGCGCUGAUUCAAAACUACUUCUCCGUCCCCGACAUCCGCAACGAUGGCGUGACGAUUUCAGGUCUGAAGAACGUCAACAUUUUUGACCGGAUCUCGAAUACGAACCAGACCGAAACGCGUGAGAGCUUUGGCAUUUCAUCGCAGAUUGACAACAUCUACAAGAACGUCACGGGCAACGUGGUUGCCCACAUCAGGGAUGAACACUUCAACCGGAAUGUCGUCGUCGCGGCGUCUGCUCAGUGGGGUGAUGGUGCCCACAGGCCGAGAAUCCCUCCUACUGAUUGCACUGUCUGGAACCAUGGGAACAGCGGUGCUAAGGACUUGGGUGACUUCGGGGACGAGAAGUACCUUCGCACGAUCGCCAUUGGAUUUGGACAUGUUGCCGAGCUGGAAGAGCUUUAUCCUAGUCUGCGUUACGACCUGACCCAAGUCAUCAUGGUCGUGAAGGCUUAG
Peronospora matthiolae is the source of this 993-nucleotide messenger RNA. The record is from the annotation of a GenBank genome assembly. NCBI's taxonomy places the organism in Eukaryota, Oomycota, Peronosporomycetes, Peronosporales, Peronosporaceae.